AUGCUUAUCUCACUCGCUCACUGGAGGAAAGACAAGACUCGAAUUCUGUUCAACCUGGUGGAUGUGCUUGUAAAACCUGGCAUCCAGAAAAGUGGUGGGAAAGGAGCGGGGAUUCCCACUUCAAUGGGGGUUCUGCUAGUUGGAGUGCCCUUACAGCCUUUUCAGAAAAGCCAUGAACCAGCCCUGUGUGUCAAAAACCACACACCAUAUUCACAAUAUAGGACACAUGAACAUCCGGAUACUUUAGGUCCGGUACGAGUUCUUCCCCUUUACGUCCUGUACCCUUUUCGACGUUCCAACGACAUCACCGACUUCGGUGGCCAUCAUCCACCCCCAGGAAUCCGCAAAGCCUCAAACUCCACGAAUGACACUACGGAGGCAAACAGCAGCUGGGAGAGUGAAGAUGAAGUGCGCACUAAAGGUCUGAUGGAGUGUAACUCGUGGAGUGGUGGAUUAAGAACGUCUAACGGAGUGAACAAGUGGACUGAGAGAUCUACCUGCCCUGCCACCAAGCCAAUGAAGUUCCUGAAGCCAAGUGCGCACUUCAGCACCGUAAUCGCGGUCAUGAGCUUAGUGACGCUGUCUCAGGGGGACGCAGGGGACGAGGGGACGCGUGUGAGACCCCUGAGGAGGGAGAAGAGAGGAUGGGUGUGGAAUCAGUUCUUUGUCCUGGAGGAGUACGCUGAGAACAAACCACUCUACGUGGGAAAGCUUCACUCUGAUUUGGAUAAAGGAGAUGGAUCUGUAAAAUAUAUUCUAUCAGGAGAAGGUGCAGGAACCACAUUUACACUGGAUGACAACACUGGUGAUAUCCAUGCUGUACAGAGGCUGGACCGUGAGAUGAAAGAGCAGUACGUCCUGCGUGCUCAGGCCACUCAUCGCCUCACAGGCCACGCCCUCGAACCCGAGUCCCGCUUCAUAGUCAAGAUCCAGGAUAUUAAUGACAACGAGCCAAAGUUCCUGGACGGACCCUACCAGGCCACCGUACCUGAGAUGGCUCCUGUCGGUACGUCCGUGACGAGGGUGACAGCGACGGACGCGGACGACCCAUCAUAUGGUAACAGCGCUCGAGUGGUGUACAGUGUUGUGAAGGGCCAGCCGUAUUUCUCUGUGGACCGACACACAGGUGAGGUGCGCGUGGCAUUGCCUGAUAUGGAUCGAGAGGUCAAGGGUCAAUACGAGGUCAUCAUUCAGGCUAAAGACAUGGCAGGUCAGCUGGGGGGUUUGGCAGGAAUGACGAUGGUCAACGUGACUCUCAGCGACAUCAAUGACAAUCCUCCCCAUUUCACUCAGAAGUUGUAUCAGAUGAGCAUCCCGGAAUCCGCCCCCAUCGGUUCUGUUGUGGGUCACGUCGAAGCUCAAGAUCAAGACUUAGGUCUGAAUGCGGAAAUGCGCUACAGUCUGAUCGACGGCGAUGGACGAGAUGUGUUUGAGAUCAGUGCCGACUCCACCAACACGUACGGCAUCAUCACUGUCAAACAGCAUCUGGACUUCGAGAAGAAGCACAGCUACACUCUGAAAGCAGAGGCUGCUAACACACACGUGGACAAGCGUUUCUCUGCUAACGGGCCAUUCAGGGACAUCACCGUGGUGCAGGUGAGCGUAGAGGACGUGGAUGAGCCGCCGCAGUUCAGCUCCACUCUUUAUUACGCUGAAGUUCGGGAAGACGCUGAAGUCGGCACUGUCGUGAUCGCUGUCUCGGCCCAAGAUCCUGACGUCACUAACAACUCCAUACGGUAUAUGAUUAAUCGUGUCAGCGAUCCAGAUCAGUAUUUCUCAGUGGACGUGUCCAGCGGUUCUCUGACGACUGUCCUCCCCCUGGACAGAGAGGAAAUGAGUUGGCACAAUCUUACUGUAGUAGCCAUGGAGACAAAUAACCCACUGAAUACAGCGAGUGUCUCUGUGGCCAUAAGAGUUCUAGAUGUCAACGACAAUCCUCCGUCAAUAGCGCAUUAUUACGAAGCCUUCCUUUGUGACAAAGCACGAGCAGGACAACUGGUCCAAUCACUAAGAGCUGUAGAUGCGGAUGAGCCAAUAGGAGGACAACGUUUCCGAUACACACUUGCUCCUAAAGCACUGAACAAUCCCAACUUCACCCUCACAGAUAACCACGAUAACUCCGCGAGGGUGCUAACACGGCGUAGUAGCUGGGUUUCUCAGAGUGUGUAUCAUCUUCCCAUCAUCGUCUCAGAUGGAGGAGAGCCGCUCCAGUCCAGCACGCACACCCUGACCAUCCGAGUGUGUGAGUGCGACACAGACGGAGACGUCUCAUCCUGCCGUAACGCCGACUCUCACACACUACCGGCUAACCUGAGCUCAACAGCACUAACCACCAUGCUCACCUGUGGCUCUGUCGUGCUAGUGAUGCUAGUGCUCAUGCUGUUCCUAAGCAGCAGCGUUAAAAAACCUUUCCCCAGCGACGAGGAAGAAAACGUGCGAGAAAACAUCGUCCAUUAUGAUGUCGAAGGAGGCGGUGAAGAAGACACUGCGGCGUUCGAUAUCACCAAACUGUGGAAGACACACACGGAGCCACUGAGCUACGCCGAGCUAGUCCUUAAUGACGUUAAACCACGACAUGGUGAUGUGAAGGAUGUAAGAGCAAACAACUUAAAGCUACGACAGGAAAAGCAACCUGAGAUCCACAGCCUGUCGUGCUACGUGUCUCAGACGGAUGCUAACAGGUACAGCACUAAGGCAAACGGCAGGAAUGUGUACGGCUACAUGCUAGCCAAGCUCUGUGAGGUGGACCUGGAUGACGAAGUGCCGCCGUAUGAUUCACUGCAGAUGUACGCCUACGAAGGCGAGGGGUCCGUCGCCGAGUCGCUCAGCUCGCUGCAGUCUAGCGACGAUGACGAGCUUGAUUAUGAUUAUUUAGAUGACUGGGGACCAAGGUUCCACACACUCGCAGAGCUGUACGGCACGAGCCAGAGUAAGGUUUAG
Clarias gariepinus (North African catfish) is the source of this 2940-nucleotide messenger RNA. RefSeq names its product cadherin-20-like. Gene Ontology annotation, cellular component: catenin complex; adherens junction; plasma membrane. Bases 1 to 2940 code for a protein of 979 amino acids. The transcript is spliced from 16 exons. The record is from RefSeq and is a predicted model, not a curated record. NCBI's taxonomy places the organism in Eukaryota, Metazoa, Chordata, Actinopteri, Siluriformes, Clariidae. Gene Ontology annotation, biological process: calcium-dependent cell-cell adhesion; multicellular organism development; homophilic cell-cell adhesion. Gene Ontology annotation, molecular function: cadherin binding; calcium ion binding.